Oppia nitens is the source of this 2481-nucleotide messenger RNA. RefSeq names its product ribosome-releasing factor 2, mitochondrial-like (gene mRRF2). Lineage: Eukaryota; Metazoa; Arthropoda; Arachnida; Sarcoptiformes; Oppiidae. The record is from RefSeq and is a predicted model, not a curated record. The transcript has 3 exons. Gene Ontology annotation, cellular component: mitochondrion. Gene Ontology annotation, biological process: mitochondrial translation; ribosome disassembly. The coding region runs from base 152 to 2449 and encodes 765 amino acids. Gene Ontology annotation, molecular function: GTP binding; translation elongation factor activity; GTPase activity.
CACACGUUUAUUAUUAUUACGGUAUUAUUUUCAUUUAUYAAAUGACCACUGAAUURUCAAAUCACAAGCUAUUUGUUCCCGUUUUUUAUACAAAUAUUUAACAACAAAAUAAAAGGAUUCAUUUGUUAACCACCGAUGAUWGUCAACAACAAUGAUAAUUAAGACAUUGUUAUUAUUGACACCAAACGCCAAGUUGUACACAAUUUGUACCCGACAUGUGGUCAAACGUUUUUAUUGGUUAUCGCAUCGGUUGUCCGCUACCAUCGACUGGCGUAAUAUCAGUGGCGACCGUAGGGCUACUACCGUUGGCGGCGGAGGUGAUCUCAAAAACACACGUAAUGUCGGUAUAAUAGCGCAUAUCGACGCGGGAAAGACCACAACGACAGARCGUAUGCUCUACUACUCGGGCGAAACGGAUAUUAUGGGUGAAGUGCACGACGGCGACACUGUUACCGAUUAUUUGCCACAAGAGCGGGAACGCGGUAUCACCAUUACGUCGGCGUCGAUCACGUUUGACUGGCGCCGACAUCGGAUCAAUUUGAUUGAUACGCCCGGUCAUGUGGACUUUACGGUCGAAGURGAGCGUUCACUUAGCGUACUGGACGGUGCGGUCACUAUAUUGGACGCAUCGGCCGGUGUUGAAGCUCAGACAUUYACGGUCUGGUCGCAGGCCAAUCGCUACAGCAUUCCUCGGCUCAUAUAUUUGAAUAAAAUGGACAAAUCCGCCGCCCGACUGGACAGCUGUCUGCACAGUAUAGAUCAUAAACUUGGCGCCAAAACUCUGCCGAUUCAUAUGCCGUUAGGUGCGGGCAAAGAGUUCAACGGUAUCGUCGAUUUGGUGACAAUGGAACGGCACUUAUGGCCUGAUAAUGGCACCGAAGGUAAAGUGUUUGACACAACACAACUGCAUACCGGUGAUGAACACUUUGCAGAAGCGCAAUGUCUACGAGAUGAACUGAUCGGUGCGAUUAGCGAUCUGGAUGAACAGUUAUCCGAAGARAUACUGGUGGCCAACAAAGUUGAGGACAUAAGCGCUCAAUCGGUUCAAAACGCACUGAGACGGGUGACCAUUAAACAGUUGGCUUUUCCCGUACUGUGCGGCAGUUCCUAUCGUAAUGUCGGCGUUCAACUSUUGYUGAACUCGAUGUGCCGAUACUUACCCAGUCCUCUUGARAAARUACGGCCAUUGCAAGCSUUAUACGCGGGACAGUUGUGUGCGUUCGCCUUUAAGAUCAUAUUUGACAAACGAUUAGGUUGUCUAACRUUUUUGCGCCUAUACUCGGGUGACCUGAAGAGCACCCAAUCAUUGUUUAACAUGAAUCGCGAUAAAUCGGAAAAAAUUCAUAAGCUAUACAUGGCUUUUGCCGAUGACUUUCGCGAAGUAACGCACAUAGGAUUCGGUAAUAUUGCUGUCGUUACGGGACUCACGAAUACCAUAACUGGCGACACAUUAGUAUCGUCGCAAACAGUGGCCAAUGAGGUCAAACGUAAAUACGAGAAAAAUGAAUCAAAUUUAGAGCCAAURUUUGGUGGAAUUUCGGUACCCGAACCAGUCUUCUAYUGUUCCAUUGAAGCGCCAUCAUUGUCCAAAUUAAAUGCUAUGGAACUAGCAUUGGAUAAUUUGCAACGUGAAGAUCCGUCAUUUAAAGUGACCACCGAUAAGGAUUCGGGACAGACUGUUAUCAAAGGAAUGGGCGAAUUGCAUAUUGAGGUUAUUAAAGAUCGUAUACUAAAAGAGUAUGGAGUGGACACAUAUCUCGGUCCUCUACAGGUGUCGUAUAGGGAGACAAUAGUCGACGCGGCCAUUGAUACUUUAGAAGUAAGCAAAGCGGUCGGUGGAAAUAAGAAUCGCAUAAAGAUUACAUUGCAAUUGCGUCCCAAGUCGAUGAAGAAACAGUCGGACGACACCAAUAAGUUGAUUCGAGUUGUGGUCACUCAGGAUAACGAUUUGGGAAAACUACGGACUGACCAUUUAAAGGCAAUUGAAACCGGUGUCCGCAAUGCACUGGAAUUUGGUCCGCUAUUGUCUUUUCCAGUGGUCGAUGUGUUUGUCGAUUUGCUGGGAUUUGAGACAACUUCUCGUACAACACUACCGUUUAUUACCGCAACUGCCGGCCAAUGUAUUGCCAAUUGUCUACAUAAAGCUAGUCCACAAUUAUUGGAGCCUUAUAUGGUUCUCGAGAUUACAACACCCGAACAGUAUAUCGGCUCAAUUAUUAGCGAUUUAUCUACACGUCGGUCACAAAUCGGCGACAUUACCGUCAAAAGUGAUCUCCGAGUCAUCAAUGCUGUGACACCACUGUCCGAAUUAGUCAAUUAUUCGACAUUUGUACGGACACUGACCUCGGGAACGGCCAGUUUUUCUAUGCAUUUUGAGUCCUAUCAUCACAUGAAUGAAGCCGAUCAACACAAAGCCAUUCAAAAGGCAUCAGGCGUUGCCAUCAAUUGAUUGGCAAAAAAUGUAUUUUCGCUUAAUUUCUU